Molecule: messenger RNA, 591 nt
Organism: Rotaria sp. Silwood1
Lineage: Eukaryota; Metazoa; Rotifera; Eurotatoria; Philodinida; Philodinidae
Source: the annotation of a GenBank genome assembly
AUGAAGAUUAUUGCUUGCUUAUUAUUAUUUAUUCUUCUAGUUAAAUAUAUUGAAUCGAUAAAUCCGAAUCGUACGUAUGUAUUAGUAUCAAAUGGAAGAAUCAAUCAAAAUGGAUUUUAUGGAUUUGACAUAUUUGAUUCAAAAGAAAAAACAUCUUUAUAUCGAUUAAGAGUUUCGUCGAGUGAUAUUGAUAUUGCUAUACUUGUUGAUUAUCCUGCAAAAAAUAUAAUGGCUAAUCUUGAAGGUAUAUGGAUAGAGUGGAAAGUUAAUGUUACAUUUUCUGUUUAUGAUUGCAAGUUAAAUAAAUGGACAGAUGGAAUUAUAACAAAAUACACUUGUUUUUUAUCUUAUUAUUACACAGUGGAAUAUAAUAAUAAGCAAUUUAUUGCAAAAUGGAAAAGUCUUUCGAGUACAGUAAGACUUUAUUCUAAAAACCAAGAUGAAUUAUUAGCUGAAUGGCGACCUCGUACUCUACCGCUCUUAUCGAAUCGUGUUAAAUAUGAUUUGAAAAUCUAUUCGGAUAAACUACCUGAUGCUAUUUAUUUUUUCUUACUAUUAGUGAUGAAUCAGCGAGACCUCGGAGACGAUUAA